GUGGCGCUGGCGAACAGUGAACUCCGAGCUUGCAAUCUUCAGCAUCCCACUCAUUGAGCAAGAUUCCGCGCUAAGACGCUCUCCUGAUAUGGGUGCUUACGACGAGUGGAACAGGGUUGAUGAAGAUGAGGAGGAUGAGUUGGAAGAUUAUUCGUACCUUGAAGCAAAAAGAGAUGUCAUUUUGUUCUGCAUUGACUGCUCAUCCUCCAUGCUGGAACUGUACGACGACCCCAAGUACGAGAAUGUGCAGACGUGCCACCUGCUCACCGCGUUAGAAGCUGCUAUGCAGAUCCAGAAGAAGAAGGUUGUGGUAGGACCGGACGAUGCUGUUGGGAUAAUGCUUUUCAAUACGACCAGGAGGAAUGAAACCAGCGGCGAGGGUUCAGAAAUUAAGCAGGGAACUUAUGUGUACCAGCCAAUCAGUACUAUCAAUGCUCCUGGGGUACAGGAACUCAUUCGACUUUUGGACGCUGCUCGAGAAGAUCCGAGCUAUUUGCGUGAGACAUUCCAGCCGAUGACGGGCUCUCGUGUAGCUAUGGGGGAUGUCUUUACUAGCUGCAAUUGGGUGUUUCGGGACAGAGCGCCUAGAUCAGCGACGAAACGCGUCUUCCUCAUCACGGACGAAGACAACCCACAUUCAGGACCUGCAAGAGACAGACUUGUCAUAGCUGCAAGAACUACACUCAUCGAUUUGGUACAGGCAGGAAUCACGGUGGAGCCAUUUUUUAUCGCUACUGAGGAGAAGGGUUUUGACAAAUCCAAGUUCUAUUCCUCUGUGCUCCUUCCUAGCAACAUCGUAGACGACGAUGAAAAUAAUGCCGCGGUCCUUCCCGAGUCGAUAUCAAUUACUCGAAUUGAAGACCUUCUGGCACAAAUGCGUUUCCAUGAGGUACCAAAACGUGCACAGUUUACCGUGCCGUUCGAAUUGGCACAAGAAUUCGUCAUUGGUGUCAAAGGGUAUAGCCUCGUGACUGAGCAGAAGAAGGGCUCGUACAGAUACUUCAUUGACCUCGAAGAUAGGAUGGAAGUCGUCGCAUCCAGAACUGUUUACGUCGAUGAGGGCGAACAAGCGGAGGUGGACAAAACAAAGGUCCUGUAUGGCAUGGAACUGGGAGCGGUCGCUGCCAUAGAAGAGGCGCAAGAAGAGUCGGACCGAGAAGGCAUGUUGGGCACCCGUGUCAUAGCUGCAAAUAGCCGGGUCUUCUACACCGCGGAUGAAUUGCGAUCCUUCCGGACAAUGGGAUUAGACCCUAGUAAGAUUGCCCACCCGCCGACAGUGUCAGCUGUUAGACUCUGUUGCUUGAUGCCAAUUGCAGCGAUCAGAUUACUUGGCUUUAAAGAUCAGUCGGAGCUCGCCUUCGAAGACAAUGUCAAACAUUCCCUUUUCAUUUAUCCGGACGAAAUGAACUAUUCGGGCAGUAAGCGCACAUUCAGCGCGCUCUUGAAGACCAUGCUCCGUAAGAAAAAGAUCGCUUUGGUGCUUGCCGUCACCCGGCGCAACGCCAUCCCCACAUUCUACGCGAUGCUUCCUCAGGCAGAGAAGGUCGAGGAAGGGGGAUGGCACGAGCCGCCGGGUUUCCAUCUCAUACCGCUCCCAUUUGCGGAUGACAUCCGGCCCGCUCCCAUCACAGAGGGCGCUCGCGCAUCUGAUGAACUGAAGGACGCGGCACGCAAGUGGAUAGACAAGCUGGGUGUCAAAAAUGGCACAUAUCCGCCUGACGCCUAUCCGAAUCCUGCAUUGGCGUAUCACAAUGCGCAGCUGGAAGCAAGCGCGUUCCGCGAAGAAUUUGAUCCCGCGGCGUUCGAGGAUCUGACGGUGCCGAAGUACGACAUGUUGCACAAGCGUGCCGGAACACUGAUGAGUGCUUGGAAACAUGCCUUGCCCAGUGACGGCAUCGCAGCUCCCGUUCCCUCGCCGACCGGAUCGAAACGCAAAGCAGACAUCAGCGUAGACGAGGCGGAAGUCCGUAGCAAGCACGAAGUGGGUACAUUAGACAAGCUCCGAGUGGAUCAGCUCAGGGAAUUCUUGAAAAGCAAGAGUCAACCGAUGUCAGGGAGGAAGGCAGAACUUGUCGAACGUGUUUCAGAUUGGCUGAAUGAGAAUGCAUGACGGCGCUCUCGCUGGCGACCACUCUAGCUGCGUUCGCGCUAUUUAUACAGUCCCGCCUCGUUCCUGUGUUGUCUAGCAUUAUGCAGCUCAUAGUUGGACGAUGUGUUCGUGCCACCUGUCCCCAUCAUUGACAAUUCUAUUGCAUCUGUGAGCAAUCUGCUUGCGCCAUGUACCUUCGGA
Messenger RNA from Laetiporus sulphureus 93-53, 2290 nucleotides. Its product is annotated as ku70-like protein. The transcript has 18 exons. Gene Ontology annotation, cellular component: nucleus; Ku70:Ku80 complex. The record is from RefSeq and is a predicted model, not a curated record. Gene Ontology annotation, molecular function: damaged DNA binding; DNA helicase activity; double-stranded DNA binding. Gene Ontology annotation, biological process: cellular response to X-ray; cellular response to gamma radiation; double-strand break repair via nonhomologous end joining. Bases 89 to 2110 code for a protein of 673 amino acids. Lineage: Eukaryota; Fungi; Basidiomycota; Agaricomycetes; Polyporales; Laetiporaceae.